This is a messenger RNA of Blepharisma stoltei, 819 nucleotides long. The record is from the annotation of a GenBank genome assembly. NCBI's taxonomy places the organism in Eukaryota, Ciliophora, Heterotrichea, Heterotrichida, Blepharismidae.
AUGAAAAUAUUGGAAAAUCCUUUGCCAUACAAUCAAGAAAGCGAAAUAGAAACGUCCAAAAUUAGCUGAUUUUAUGAUAAGACCUCUGAUCUAGUAGAAAUUAACAUUAAAACUUUCGAGAAAACCCUUCACAGGCUUUAUCUUCCUAAAACUAAUAUUAACGAAAGUAUUUCUAUUUGUCAAUUGCCAGGUAAUAAGCUAUUUUGUUAUAUUAACACGAUAGGAUGGAAUGAUUUGAGUGGAAUGACUUUUAUCGUUAAUGAAAAUUAUGAAGUUCAAUUUCUCCCUACAGGGACACCAAGCUUGGGAUUUUUUGGGACUUAUUACAAAAAUUGCGUUUAUGUUUUUGGAGGAGAAUUUGCCAAGAGAUUUAAUUUAGAUAAGUGAAGAUGGGAAAAAUUGGUAAAGUUUCCAAGUAGCACUCGUUGGUGCUCUUCUACCUUUUUGAAUAAUAUAAUUUUGGCUACAGGACGAGAUUGGGACAACAUAUUUGCUUUGGAUUUAUUGACUUUGUCUUUUUCUUCAUGCCCUGUUUCUUUGAUUUUUUAUCAAAAUAAAUUUCUUUGCAAUUUUGAAGAUUCAGCUUACUUAAUUGAAUAUCCUGGAAAAAUUCUUGAAAGUGGCAAAAAUGACCCUUUUGAUUGAAAUUUUAUAGGAAAUUUUUUUAGUUCGAAGGAAGAAGGAUUUACUGGACGUAAGGCUCUUUAUAAUAAAGCAUGAUAUUUUUUGACUGGAGAUACAGAAAUUAUAAAAUUUGAUUUAGAAGAAAAGAAUAUUCUAAGAAUUCAUUUACCACUUACAUAUAAAAGAGGUUUUUAA